AUCUAGCGCAUCACCUCAGGGUCAAACAUGCUGUAGGAAAGACGUACAGGUGCGACAUUUGUAAAAUGGGGUUUUCUAGUGAAGAAAGCUUACAGCUGCAUCGGAAGACACAUACAAGAGAACAUCCUUACCAGUGUGAUAUAUGUGGCAAGAAAUGUUCUUCGUCAAGUCACCUAAAGGAUCACCUGAGGACGCAUCAAGAAGAGAAGGCUAACAAUUCUGAUGUGGGGGAGCCACACAAGUGUGCUGUUUGUGGUAAGACGUUUCCAUACACUUCAAGCCUAAGGAUCCACUCUCGGAUUCAUACAGAAGAGAAGACACAUGAAUGUAAGGUGUGUGGUAAGAAGUUUGGAUGUUUGAGUCAUCUACAGAGACAUGGCAUCGUCCAUACAGAAAAAACACACAAGUGUGAUGUAUGUGGCAAGAUGUUUAAACAUUUAAAGUACCUACAGAAACAUCUAAUGAUUCAUCAAGAAAAUGUGUACAAAUGUGAUGUCUGUAACAAAAGGUUUAGAACAGCUCAAAAUUUAAGUGAUCAUCAAAGAACACAUAAACUGAGGUGUGAUGUUUGUAGUAAGACAUUUUUUAACAUGAGUGCCCUUCAGAUACACACCCGGAUACAUACAGGAGAGGCCACACAGGUUAAUGUCUGUGAUAAGGCGUUUGCACUCUCAGGAAACCUCAAAAGACAUAUGAAAGUGCAUACAGAAAAGUCACACAAUUGUGAUGAGUGUGGUAAGGCGUUUAGGCUGUUGAGUUCGCUACAUAGAAAUGCUAUCAUUCAUACAGAAAAAGGACACAAGUGUGAUUUCUGUGGUAGAACUUUCAAACACCAAGAAACCCUACAGAAACAUUUAAUGAUUCAUCAAGAAAAGGCGUACAAAUGUGAUGUCUGUAAAAAAAUGUUGAGAACAGCAGAAAGCUUAAGUAAUCACCAAAGGGCACAUAGAGAAGAGAAUCAACUGAGAUGUGAUGUUUGUGGUAAGAUAUUUUUUAACAUGAGUGCCCUUCAGAUACACACCCGGAUACAUCAGGAGAGGCCACACAGGUGUAAUGUCUGUGAUAAGGCGUUUGCACUCUCAGGAAACCUCAAAAGACAUAUGAAAGUGCAUACAGAAAAGUCACACAAUUGUGAUGAGUGUGGUAAGGCGUUUAGGCUGUUGAGUUCGCUACAUAGAAAUGCUAUCAUUCAUACAGAAAAAGGACACAAGUGUGAUUUCUGUGGUAGAACUUUCAAACACCAAGAAACCCUACAGAAACAUUUAAUGAUUCAUCAAGAAAAGGCGUACAAAUGUGAUGUCUGUAAAAAAAUGUUGAGAACAGCAGAAAGCUUAAGUAAUCACCAAAGGGCACAUAGAGAAGAGAAUCAACUGAGAUGUGAUGUUUGUGGUAAGAUAUUUUUUAAAAUGAGUGUCCUUCAGAAACAUAUCCGAAUACAUACAGGAGAGAAGCCACACAAGUGUAAUGUCUGUGAUAAGGCGUUUGCACAGUCGGGAAACCUCACGAAACAUAUGAGAGUGCAUAUAUAAUCAAUACAAUUGUGAUGUGUGGUAAGGCGUUUAGACUGUAGACAUGUUAAAAUUCACACAGAAAGCAUACCGGGAUCUGAUAAAAACAACAAGAUGACUCAUACCGGAAAGAAAACGAGGCCAUAUGACAAUCAUAGACCAUUAAGAUUCCAACUUACUAAAAAACGCAAUGGCGUGUAGUCGUUUGGUUAAACUAUAGUUUAUUCAGCAGUGUCAAACGUGACUACAUGUAAACAACGAGGAUUUUAAAACAAAAACUAGGUACUUAAAUCAUUCUUUGUGGUCAGUGGUCAGACGUCCAGGCUGUUUUGAUGAUUUAGUGAGGCCAUAUGCGAUGUUAGGACUCUGUGUCAGCAUUACUAAACACCGUCAUACUUUAUAUUGUAUUAAAAACAUUGUAUAAAUAAACAAAUUAUAACAAAACAAUGGUAAAGAUAUAGAACAAUAUCUGAUGCCCAAACAUUUCAAUUGGAUGACAACAGAAUUUAACAGUUGAUAGUCAAACAUCUCAAUUGGAUGACAACAGAAUUUAACAGUUGAUGGCCAAACAUACAUCUCAAUAGGACGACAACAGAAUUUAACAGUUGAUGGCCAAACAUCUCCAUUGGACGACAACAGAAUUUUAACAAUUCACACAGUUUACUCGAAAUCAAAUCAAUACAGAUAUGAUGUAUAUGAUGACAUUUUUAAGGAUAAAAUAUGUAUACUAUGUGUAUAGUGUUUUACUAAAUGAGACAUUGAACGAAACUUAGUCUAUCUUGGACACAUGGGACAUUUGUAUUGCAGGCAACUUAGACCAUGUCGUAUUUAUUUGACAAUGUCGACCAAUAUCGGUGACAUACUCCUACAUUGUAUACUGGUGAAUGGUUCUAGUAGAAUUAAACGUUUCAAACGACAUUUAUCCGGCAUCCCUGGAUAAAACGUCGUUUUAAUGUCCGUAAUUAGUAUAGUGUUUCUAAUCGCCUUUUGUCCGUCGUCGUCCGUCGUCCGUCGUCGUCCGUCGUCCGUCGUGCGUCCGUAAACUUUUUACAUUUUCGACUUCUUCUCCAAAACCACUUAACAAAAUUCAAUGAAA
Pecten maximus is the source of this 2604-nucleotide messenger RNA. Its product is annotated as zinc finger protein 728-like. The record is from RefSeq and is a predicted model, not a curated record. NCBI's taxonomy places the organism in Eukaryota, Metazoa, Mollusca, Bivalvia, Pectinida, Pectinidae.